UCAGAGAUCACCAUACCAUCACUUUUCCCGAACAAGAGUUUCAGCAGUAGUUCAAUAACUGAUGGAACUGACAUGGCUCUGACAGCUGUCAAAGAGGAAGAUGGUGCAGCCAACACCAAUGAUGGUGAAGACAACCAAACAACCAUUCAUCAAAAUGAAAGGUCUUUUGACAAGCUUUCUGUGUUCUUGCAUGACUACUGUGGGCCCAUACCAGAGAACACUAUUUCAUCACAAAGAAAUGCAUCCUGUCAGACUGCAUCCGUACAGAAGUGUUCCACUUCUACUCAGACAGAUGAAGGUUUCUUUCAAGCCAUCUCUAGUCAGGGCAAAGCCAUCAGCACCACAGCAGACCAGUGCCUGUACACAAACAGACUUCACUCUCAGACUUAUUGCUGGAUAGACAGAGAAAGCGUCAUGCCCAGUCAAAGUAGGAUCUUGUCACAGCCUGGUCAGGGUAUGCCACAGGAUAUGCCAGUGGAUAACCCACCAGGUGUGCCAGGAGAUAUGCACCAGGAUAACCCACCAGGUGUGCCAGGAAAUAUGCACCAGGAUAACCCACCAGGUGUGCCAGGAGAUAUGCACCAGGAUAUCCAACAGGAUAACCCACCAGGUGUGCCAGAAGGCAUGCAACAGGAUAACCCACCAGGUGUGCCAGGAGAUAUGCACCAGGAUAUCCAACAGGAUAACCCACCAGGUGUGCCAGGAGAUAUGCACCAGGAUAUCCAACAGGAUAACCCACCAGGUGUGCCAGGAGAUAUGCACCAGGAUAUCCAACAGGAUAACCCACCAGGUGUGCCAGGAGAUAUGCACCAGGAUAUGCACCAGGAUAACCAACCAGGUGUGCCAGAAGGCAUGCAACAGGAUAACCCACCAGGUGUGCCAGGAGAUGUGCACCAAGAUAUCCAACAGGAUAACCCACCAGGUGUGCCAGGAGAUGUGCACGAGGAUAUCCAACAGGAUAACCCACCAGGUGUGCCAGAAGGCAUGCAACAGGAUAACCCACCAGGUGUGCCAGGAGAUAUGCACCAGGAUAUCCAACAGGAUAACCCACCAGGUGUGCCAGGAGAUAUGCACCAGGAUAUCCAACAGGAUAACCCACCAGGUGUGCCAGGAGAUAUGCACCAGGAUAUCCAACAGGAUAACCCACCAGGUGUGCCAGGAGAUGUGCACCAGGAUAUCCAACAGGAUAACCCACCAGGUGUGCCAGAAGGCAUGCAACAGGAUAACCCACCAGGUGUGCCAGAAGGCAUGCAACAGGAUAACCCACCAGGUGUGCCAGGAGAUAUCCAACAGGAUAACCAACCAGGUGUGCCAGGGAGUAUGCACCAGGACAUGCCUCAGGUGCUCAGUGUUCCUGUACAGGAGACCGCAGAAAAGGGAAUAGGACUUAGAGGGGAGGAGGUUGUUUAUGUGCGUGAGGAACAAAAUGGGCAGACAGUGUUAGAAGCUGAGACAGUGAUACCACCUAGGGAUGAAAUGCAGGAAGGGACACAGUCUGGAGGUGGAACUCGGCCUGUGGCACAUUCUGGAGAUGGAACUCUUGCAGGGGCACAGCCUGAAGGUGGAACUCGGGCAGGGGCACAGUCUCGAGGUGGAGCUCGGCCUGUGGCACAAUCUGGAGAUGGAACUCUUGCAGGGGCACAGCCUGAAGGUCGAACUCGGGCAGGGGCACAGUCUGGAGGUGGAGCUCAGGCAGGGGCACAUUCUGGAGGUGGAGCUCGGGCACAAACUGAUGCUGGAGCAGUGGCAAGGGUAAAGACUCAAGGGAGAACAACAGUUUGGGCACAAGCUCAAUAUCCAACACAAGCAGAUUCAACGCCGCAACAUGGAGUGCAAGACUGGGCACUGCCUCAAGAAGGAGCUGAGGCAGGGGCACAAUUACAAGAUGGAGAUUUGAAACUAUUUAUUGAUUCAUUUCUUAGAUGGUUACUGCCACCAGGUGUAGCCAUAGUGAACCUCUCCGAAGAUCCAAAUAUUCAAAGGAUUAGGGAACUCUGUAUUCGUCACAGGAACGUAAAACUGAUGACCAACUACUUCAGCGUAAACUUCGUACGCAGCACCCCCCUGUACCAGUAUCACGUUGAAUACAACCCUCCCUGCGAGUCCAAGAGGGUCAGAACGGCGCUGUUGUAUGUUCACCAAGAACUUAUUGGUGAUGUGCAUGCUUUUGAUGGCACCAUGUUGUUCCUACCGCCAUUUACCAAAUGAGGUGACGGAGGUACAUUCAACACGACAGUAUGACGGUGUCCAGAUCAGGCUGACCAUCACGUUGACGUCAGAGCUGCCUCCCGAUGCUCCACAG
This is a messenger RNA of Haliotis rubra (blacklip abalone), 2302 nucleotides long. RefSeq names its product collagen alpha-5(IV) chain-like. The transcript is spliced from 6 exons. Bases 73 to 2208 code for a protein of 711 amino acids. Lineage: Eukaryota; Metazoa; Mollusca; Gastropoda; Lepetellida; Haliotidae. The record is from RefSeq and is a predicted model, not a curated record.